UUUUCUUACCCUCUCCUGACGUCAAGCCAUUCGACCGCAUGGGCACGUAUAACCAUUGAAUCUUCCCUGGAAAAUGCUAUAUAAAGCCCUCGAGAUGCCUCCGUGAUGAGACGGUCAUACUCGAAGCAAAGAACACAUCAAUCUCAUCAAUCAAAAUCCAAAGCCAGCCAUGAAGACCAUCGGUGCCGCAACCCUCGUCGCGCUUCUCGCUUCUGUCGAAGCAUGCGCCACACGCCCCAACACCGGAACCACCCCGUUGAAAGAGGAGGCAGCCAAGAAGGAUAUCCUUAUCGGGUCCGGUGCGAUUAAUCCGACCUAUCUUAAUGACAGCCAGUUUGCAGCUGUCCUUAGCGAGCAGUUCGACAGCCUCUCGCCCGAGAAUGAAAUGAAAUGGGCAUUCCUUAACCCGACUAUUGGGCACUAUAACUGGGAUACCCUUGACCGUCUUGUUGACUUUGCUGAAGCCAAUAACAUGGUAGUCAAGGGCCACGGCCUUAUCUCAGGCUGCUGCAACCCUGACUACGUGCUUAAUAUUACCGAUCCGACUACACUUCGCGCCACGAUGACAGCUCAUUUUAACGCGAUCAUGCACCGGUACCACGGCAAGAUGGACCGAUGGGAUGUUGUUACCGAAGCUAUUAAAACGAAAGGUGGCGGCCUGGAUCCUAAGAACGACUUCUACAAAGUCCUCGGUCCCGGCUUUGUUGGAGAGGCCUUCCACAUCGCCCGCGCAGCAGACCCGACUGCUAAGCUGUUCAUCAACGAGAACCUUGUCGAGGCACUCCCUGAAAAGCGCCAGGACCUCUAUGAGCUGGUCUCCGGGCUUGUGGCGGACGGUGUUCCAAUUGAUGGAGUUGCCCUGCAGAUGCAUGUUACUGAAGUAGCCCCGAUCCCGGGCGUACUUACGGAUAUGGUCAACUCAUACAGAGCACUCGGGCUGGAAACUACUAUUGCUGAACUUGAUGUUCAUACACUUAAUGCUACCCUCCAGGCGGAUAUAUAUGGUGCUGUUAUGAGAGAAGCACUUGAUGCAGGAAUCACCGAUAUUAGUUUCUGGGGCUUUACAGACAAGCAUGGCUAUACCUGGAUCCCCGGAGCGAAGCCCUUGAUGUUUGACGAGUCCUACAAGCCCAAAGGUGCCUUCUAUACCACUCAUGCUGCCCUUGCCGAUUUCGCCAACAAUGCCUAAGGGUCUCGGGCGCCAUUGCGCGGCGAGCUAUCAGAGCUUGUGCUUUUCAUUCUGCGAUCAAAGCAUGUUAUAAACGAGGCUUGCGAUCUCCCCGAAAGUAUAUUAUAUUGCGGUGGCUUGAAUGUGAUAUUACUAGAGUUGAGUAUAUAGUUUGUAUUAAUAAUGCAAAGUUGUAUUAUUCUAG
Molecule: messenger RNA, 1373 nt
Organism: Aspergillus versicolor CBS 583.65
Lineage: Eukaryota; Fungi; Ascomycota; Eurotiomycetes; Eurotiales; Aspergillaceae
Product: endo-1,4-beta-xylanase
Exons: 1
Coding region: 170-1189 (339 amino acids)
Biological process (GO): carbohydrate metabolic process
Molecular function (GO): hydrolase activity, hydrolyzing O-glycosyl compounds
Source: RefSeq, a predicted model, not a curated record